Mauremys mutica (yellowpond turtle) is the source of this 1332-nucleotide messenger RNA. Its product is annotated as Sjoegren syndrome nuclear autoantigen 1 homolog. Gene Ontology annotation, cellular component: centrosome; ciliary basal body. Lineage: Eukaryota; Metazoa; Chordata; Testudines; Geoemydidae. The record is from RefSeq and is a predicted model, not a curated record. The transcript is spliced from 2 exons. The coding region runs from base 284 to 631 and encodes 115 amino acids.
UUCGGCAAGCUCCUCCCACUCGGCCCCCUCUGCUCUUGGGCGGCUGUGCCUUCGGGAAACAUCGGCUAUUUCCGCCAAGUCCAACGCCCUCACUCUUCCUCUUCGGACAGCAUCGGCUAUUUCCGCCACCAGCCUACCGCUACCGGGUAACGCGCUCCGCCAGCCUUCGGAAAACAUCGCCGCAGACAGCGCCUCCGCAUUCGGAAGUUCUCGGUGCUGAAUGGUGUCGCUGAGAGAGGACUCUGAAAGUGGUGGCAGAGUCCACUGAGAGGGUGAAGCCUGGAUGAUGACUCAGCAGGGAGCUGUUCUGCAGGAUUACAAUAAUGAGCUGGUGAAAUGCAUUGAAGACUUAUGCAUGCAAAGAGAAGAACUGAACAAGCAGAUCCAGCAAGCGGAAGUGGAAAAAAAUAAACUCCAGCAUGAAAUCCGAAUCCUGUCUGAGCAACUGGAGUGUGUCUGUGAAAGCUUGGCCCAGAAGACAGCCUCACGGAACGAGCUUGAUAAAAUCCUUGCUGAAACUGAAACUGCUUAUAUGAAGAUUUUGGAUAGUUCUAGAAUGCUGCUAAAUGUCCUGAAGAAGGAAGUGGGGAAUUUAAACAAAGCUGCAGAGCUGAAAAGCAACGUGGCCUGAAACAGCUAAAUGCUUGGACUCUAACACAAUUACAAUUCCUCCUGUUCAGAAAUGAGGUUAGCCACAGAACCCUGUGAUGAGCAUAUAUCUGAGAAAGGGUUCUACCUUAACUUUUGUAUAUGUUUUUAGCACAUUUAAAAUAAUGGAAAAUAAUGUACAAUACAGAUAAAUAAAGCUACUGUUUUGCUAAAAAUUUCUAUAUAAUUAUCUAAACAAACCAGCACAUACAAAGAGUUACAUAGACUUUGCAAAUAGAUUCGAGGAAAAUAGAGGUCAAAUUUUGGACCAACCAACUUUGACAUUAUGCCUCUUUAAUAAUUGUAAGGGAAGGUCAGCAAGGAAAGGAGGCUCUUGAUUUACCACUCAAGCCCUGAAUGUUUACAGCUGAGUUUCAAUCUGAUUUAUUAGUACUCCUUAAAUCUGAGAGGAAAGAACACUUUUGUCUCUUUUCAGUCACUCCUAUAUCAAUGGCAAGAAUACAUGUUAAUGACUUUGAGAAAUCCUAUCCAGUUAAUCCAAUUCAGUUCUCUCUUACCUGGGAAACAUUGCAACUGAGUUCUCGGAAGAAGGGAUGGUAUAAAAUGAGUGGGCAGGUGGUAGAUUCUGAACAUGGACAAAAUACUUUUGACUCCUUUUGGCUGAGUCAAGAUGAUGAUGAAUUGUUUCAGCUGUUACUGGCCAAAUAAAAUCUCCUAAUGGUU